This is a messenger RNA of Ictalurus punctatus (channel catfish), 1306 nucleotides long. RefSeq names its product homeobox protein vent1. The transcript has 3 exons. Gene Ontology annotation, biological process: regulation of transcription by RNA polymerase II; cell differentiation. Lineage: Eukaryota; Metazoa; Chordata; Actinopteri; Siluriformes; Ictaluridae. The coding region runs from base 381 to 1166 and encodes 261 amino acids. Gene Ontology annotation, molecular function: RNA polymerase II cis-regulatory region sequence-specific DNA binding; DNA-binding transcription factor activity, RNA polymerase II-specific. The record is from RefSeq and is a predicted model, not a curated record. Gene Ontology annotation, cellular component: nucleus.
UACGUUUAAUUCAUAUUUAUAGGCUAAUAUUGAUGGAUAUUACUGUUAAUUAGAAAUCUACUCCUAUGGGUUAUAUGACUUAUUCUCAGCCAGCUGUUGGAUUAGUGUAAAGGACAAGCAGACAGCUGAUAUCUCCAGAGAUGUUCUCACAGACUCAGUGGCGCCAGGUUUUCACACAAUCACAGGAUAUGUAAAGGCUUCAAUAACGACCCAUUAGCUCUAAUGACUGCGAGUCGAGCAGGCGUUAACACAGAUACAUGCAUAUGCUAAUACGGACUGGUGUCGGGGGGUAUAUAUAUAUAUACACACUGAGGUUUCCCACUCUAAGUCGUCGCAACACUCUUGGGACUGGAUACACGUGGACUACCUCGAGCUGAAACAUGGUGAAAAACUUUUCCGUGGACUGGCUUGCCCAGAGCUAUCAUGACUACAAACAGGAUCAAGAACCAGUGGAGACUUCUCAGGCUCUUGUAAAGCGACAUGUGCCAUGUCUGGUCCAACCGCGGCCUCCGACUUCUUACGACAAGGUUUACAUUCAGCCCAAAUUGAAAUGUAGCCGCAUUGAGGAGAACACAAGCGCAGAGGAACAGAAGGAGAAGGAAGGCAUUGUGUUUAAGCACUCAGCUCAGAGAAGCUGCACCUCACCAAGCUCUUCAGAGAACAGCGGUUACUCUUCAGGUUAUGAAAGCGAGGCCGCUGCCUCAGAGUGUCCCUCCAUUGAAGACGGAAGUGAGGGGGAGAGAGAUGGAGGCGUCCAGCGCAGAGUCAGAACCAAAUUCACUCCAGAGCAAAUUGAGAAGUUGGAGAAAAUCUUCAGCAAACACAAAUACCUGGAUGCGAAUGAGAGGGUUAAAACCGCACUGAAACUCAACCUAUCAGAAACUCAGGUUCGGACUUGGUUUCAGAAUCGCAGGAUGAAACUGAAGCGUGAGGUUCAGGAGUUGAGGGCUGAAUACACGUUUCCCAUCGUGCCCCACGUCCUCUUCUCAGCUGUUCCUUCGCUUCCCUUCCACUUCGGCGGACAGCGCAUGACUUUCCCCACAGCUCCUCACGGGCCGAACCCGCACGUGAUCCCAGCCCUCCCUGUUCAUCACCGCGCCAUCCCGCACCAGCAGAUCAUUCCUCAGCACAGCCACCACAUGAUCCCCAUGCGUCAUUACUACUAGUCUUUACAAAAUGACCGAGAAUAUGUGGACACUAAUAUUUUUUUUUUUACGUUGACAUGUGCAAUAUACAUGAUGUACAGUGGUGUAUAGAGAAUUAUUAAGAAAUUGUGUAAAGAAUUUUAUGGGAAAAGUUUAUUUAU